GGGCUGUUGUGCGUUUGAACGAGCUCCGCCCCGAGCCGGCCGUGGGAGUUGGGGAGGGGCCGCCCGGGGACUCGAGCCCGUGCGGCUGGGGCGGCCGAUCCCGCAGGAGCCUCCUGUCGCGCGCGGCUCCGCUCCGUGCCCAGGCCGCUGAUCCCCAGCCCGGGCUAGAGGCUCUUCCACGGGGUCAGGCGAGACGCGACGCCCUAGGGCCCGGCCCCGCCUUCAGAUUCAAGCUGGUAUCUCCAUGAAUAAUUUAAAUGAUCCUCCACAAUGGAACAUCCAGCCUAAUCAAAGAAACGGUGAUGGUGAUGGAAGCAAAUGGAAUUAUGCUUUGUUGGUUCCCAUGCUGGGAUUGGCUGCAUUUCGUUGGAUAUGGUCAAGAGAAUCCCAAAAAGAAAUAGAAAAAGAGAAAAGAGACUAUUACACCAGACUGGCAUCUCUACAAAGAGAUCUUGAAUCAAAGUACCGUGACAUAAUUGCAGAAAAUCGCCGUGCAGUAGCUCACCUGGAGUUAGAGCUUGAAAAAGAGCACAACAGAACCCUAAGUUACCGUGAAGCUCUCAUCUCCCAGAGUCACAAAUUGGUGCAGGAGAGAAGAAUUCUAGAACAGGAUCGUGAAAAGUUAGAGCAAGAAAAACAUGUUCUGCUGCACUCAGGGGCAGUAGGUGCAUUGUACCAGAGCUGUCUGGCAAAGGAAGAAGAAUGGCAAAAGAGAGCCAAUGUUUUACUAAAAGAAUUUGAAGAAGCCCUUAAGGAAAGGCAAGAAAUCUACUGCAGUCUCAUGCUGCCCAGAAACCAGCGACUUGAAAUAGAGAAAAAUUUGCUUAUCAGAGCAGCAACUGAUCCUGUUGCUGCAGACAUAGAGAUGGAAAGUGGUUUAAGGGAGAUUUUUAAACAUGAUACAUACUGUGGCAAUUUACUAAACAAGAACAAAAGUCAGAAUGGAAGAUUAAUGUGGCUCUAUCUCAGAUAUUGGGCACUAACUGUUGAACUACAGAAGUUCAAGAGGGUAGAAAAAGUUAUAUUGGAGAAGUCAUGAGUUGGAGGGAAGCAAUGAUAUUUCAUGCACUAUACAGAUAUAAUGUAGAUCAAUUCACUAGUAUUCUGAAGCUGGUAAUUUCUAUAGCAUAGCCCUCUAUUUUUCCCUCCUUGUUAUCACAGUUAUGUGAGGGCAUCUCCUGUGUCAAUGCCUUUCCCUCAGUUGGCCAAAUGCUCAGUGAGCAGUUUUCUUAACCAUAAGAGCAUGUGAACUAGCUCUGCUUUUGGAAGCAAUCUAGGUACAGCAGCAUGGAGCUCUUCACAGGCUAAUAUACUUUGUUGACUGUCACCCCUGUUAACUGCAAAAUGUACUUUGUUUUUCUGAUCCUAAGUGGCACGCUGUCCUGAUUUCCUGCGUAGCAGUUUUCCACUGGCUUUCUUCAGUUAGGCUAACCUGAGGAAAAUAUUUGGAAGAAACUGGGGUUUCUUGUCUCACUUUACAGGUGUUGGAGGCCUUUGCUGGGUCAGUGGGGAAAUAAAUAUACAAAUCAUGUUUCAAAUUA
Alligator mississippiensis (American alligator) is the source of this 1541-nucleotide messenger RNA. RefSeq names its product coiled-coil domain containing 127 (gene CCDC127). The transcript has 3 exons. NCBI's taxonomy places the organism in Eukaryota, Metazoa, Chordata, Crocodylia, Alligatoridae. Bases 245 to 1039 code for a protein of 264 amino acids. The record is from RefSeq and is a predicted model, not a curated record.